Messenger RNA from Lytechinus pictus (painted urchin), 5142 nucleotides. RefSeq names its product cell death regulator Aven-like. The coding region runs from base 209 to 1237 and encodes 342 amino acids. The record is from RefSeq and is a predicted model, not a curated record. The transcript has 6 exons. Lineage: Eukaryota; Metazoa; Echinodermata; Echinoidea; Temnopleuroida; Toxopneustidae. Gene Ontology annotation, biological process: negative regulation of G2/M transition of mitotic cell cycle.
GCCGCAGAGAAAAAGAGCGGUGCAAGCAGCAGCUAGCUACAUGUAGGUGGUAUGAUCAAAGCACUGGACGCGACGUUACAUGUAAGGAACGACGUGAAAGCUGAAAACCUAUCAAACGCCUUGCUUGCUUCUAGUUCUAUGUUCUAACGUUCUUGUCAAGUUAAUAGUGGGUUGCAAGUAAAAGAGAACCUCUGAUCGGAUUCCAAAGAUGAAAAAGGACAAACACAAGGCCAAAAGAAGUGCAAAUUACAAGAAGCAACAUGGUAUUUCUUCUGCAAAGAAUGCGAACAGAACUGGAAAAUCGACGACUGCUGCUGAAUUCGAAGCAGAUGCCACACUGCGACAUGCAAAGGGAUAUGGCGUCAAGUCACAAGCAGAAUUGAUAAUAGAAAAACAGGAGGAACAACUGAAACAGUAUUCAAGAAGAAAGGUUGAAAGCAACUGGGAAAAAUAUGAAGAUUUUGUUGUUGAUCCUGACACAGAGGCAGAGAAAGUCCGUUCAGAACCAAGGGGGGAAGACUUUCAAAAGCUUUUAUCCAGAUCAGAUGAUGCUUCGUCUCAGCUUCGAAUGAAGGAUGAAGUAUGGUGGGAUGAAGAUGAUCAAGAUGAUGAAACUGAGACUGAAAUUGGGAAGCUGUUUAAGAUUAACUAUGUGGAUUUAUCACGGCGUCUUAAAUGCAUCCCUCUCCAUGAGCGUCUUGGAAUAUCUACUAAAUAUUUUGAUGAAGAUUUACUCAAUAAAAUAAAUGAGGAUGCGGCAGAGCAUACAAAGAGGUAUCAAGAAAUGUUGGAUGCAGAGAAAGCUCAAGAACUGAACAACCCUCAAGAAUCUGAAAUUCCUACCCCAUCAGAUACUGUUGCUGAUCUAUCAUCAAGAGAACUAAUGACAGAGCCAACUGUUGGUGCAUGUAUUGAUAGUUGUGAAGCAAACAAACUGCAUGAAGUGACGGAUGAACAAUGUAUUGAGCAAUCAAGUGAUGUUACUUUAAGAACUAAUAGUGAUACAGAACAUUGUACUAAAGAUGUAAAACAGACAGACUCACAAGCCGCUGUUAGGUUGUCGAAUUCUGCUGUAAGUCCGAGCUCUAGGAGUCAUAUUGAUUCAGGAUCACUUGUGACCUCCAGCGAUAGGUCAACAAAAUCUGCUGAUGUUAAAGAGCCAACCACAGAACCACAUGCUAAACACAAUGAAGAAGAAAAUCUUGAAGAAUGGCUUGAUGACUACUUAGAUGAUUGAAGUGAUUCUGGUUUAACACUUUGCCAUUGGUAUUUUGAUUUUCUAGUUUUACAGCGCAUCCCAAAAAAUGUCCCUCUGUUAUACGGCUGAAUUAUUUCAAAAAUUGAAAAUUAUUUCCAAUUAAAUGUGUUGUAUUAGGAAGCUCAUCUCAUGUCCUAGCUUCUAAAAAAAUUUCAUUGGUUUUGCUUCAGUGGUUUUGAAUACAUAGUCUAUUAUGUAAGGUGGUGCUUUUUAGUCCAUUCCAAGUUUCCAUACAUGCAGCACUGCUGUAUGUUCUGCACUGCUAAACAUAUCAACCCCCUUUGAUCAUUCAGAAUCUGAUCAGGGAAUUCCCUGAGCUGACAGGAAAUCUUUAUGAUCUAACCAGGCUAAUCAAAUCACAACCUUGCAUGUUCAGAAGGGCAACAACAGUACCUGACACAAUUCAUUUCAAGUUUGAUAAUGGGAGAUGGACAAUGAUAGAAACAACAGGUCAUGUCUGUUUCAUGCCUAAUUCCAACAAUAUUGCAUUCUUGAUUUUAUUCCUUUUUAAUUAAGUUUAUAAUGACCAAGUUAAUUUACUGUACCUUUUGGAAUGAAAAAAAUAAAUUUCCUCAAGCAAUGUUCGCUUUCGUGAAGUGUGAUACACUUGUGAUUUGCUCUUCAUGGUUCAGCUUAUGUACUUAUCCAGCAUUCAUAUUUUCUUUCAUCAAUCUCCCAUCAAUCGUCAAGUUAAUAAUUUGAUGAGCCCUGAUAGAUCAGGGAAAUGUCCCUACUCAAGAUACUGGAUGGUAAAUGGGGGUUAACAUUCUGAAGACAAUGCAGAAAUACAGCAGUGCUGCAAACUUGGAAUGGGCUGAAAUUCCUCACUGUUUCGUAACAGGGUGUGUAUUCAAAACAACUGAAGCGAGACCAAAGAAAUUUUCAUAGAAGUUUGAAAUAAGUUUAUGAAAUAAGUUUUCUACACCUGUACAUUUGAUUGAGAAUACUACCACAUUUUGGAAUUAGUUUAGCCCUAUGUCAGAGGUACAUUUUUGGAGGGACGCGCUGUAAUGGUUUUAUUUUUUCUUUUCUUUAUUUUCAUUUUUUGUGGGGGUGUGAUAGAAUUAUACAUGUAAGUAUUGUACUUUACUUUUCUUGUGAGUGAAAGUGUGCUGCAUUUUGCCGUACUUUAAAUGAACUUUUGAAGAAAAAAAACCUUUUCCCUUUGAUUGCUAGAAUUUCAGCAGAUAUUAUUCAACUCAUGUAGGUUAUUUGGAUUUUGCUCUCCUUUGAAAAAAAAUGUUUACAAAUUUGACUUCUAAAUUUAGGUGGUUUGAAAAAAUAUAGAAACCAGUCCAUGUUAUGAGAAAAAAGAUGUAUGAAGAAUAAGGACAUGUGUUUAAUUUUUGUACCCUUAGUUUUUUGUUUUUUUCUUCCAUGUUUGAAUUGACUUGAGCUUAAAAUGAUUUAUUCAUGAAAUAUGCUGAAUCGUUAUACUGAGAUGAAGAAGAGGAAUAACAAUUGCUCUCAUGACUUUCCAUGAUUUUUAUUCUUGUAAAAACAGAUAUGGUCCAUAAUUAAUACCUAUUUAUACUUGAGUAGGGUAUGUCAUUUUGUGAACAAUCCCUGAUGAUGAUGAUGAUGAUGAUGCGUUUGUGGUGUAUUUAUUUUGUACUUUUUGGGGGUGGUUAUGCAUGAUAUAUUUCCCUUCAUUCAUAAAGUACAAAAGAUAAAUUGUUAAUAAGUAACAUGAAAUGAUAUAUCCCCUGUAUUUUUACAUCUGAAAGGAUGUCAUGUCAUAACCACCUCCAGAUAUGAUCUAAACACACCUUGUGCAGAGGACAUAUUCUCUGUACAAGAUGUGUUUUGAUCAUCUCUGGAGGUGGUUAUGCAAUGAUAGCUCUGCAGUCAUUAAGUACCAAUGACAAAUACUUAAUCAGUAACAUUUGUACAAACUUGAUAGAAGGAAUGUUCUUUGUAAACCAGAAAGAGGAUUCAUUGAAAAAUACACAAAUAUUAGUUAGCGGCUGUUGUAUAUAUUUAAAAAGAAAAGACAGGAAAAAAAUCUUAUCAGCCAUGAAAUAGAAAUGAUCAAACUGUAACUGUUGAAACAGGAAUGUCUGAUAAUGAGGCCAAGGUGUGGAAUAGACCAUAUCUGUUAAUGCAAAAAUUGUUGUGGCAUGUUAGCAACUUGGCAUAAGCAUAUAUACAAGACCAUUUCUUAAUCUUGUUGACAAUUUUGUAGAUUUCAUGAACAAUCCACACCAUUGAAAUUGGGGCAAUACAUGUUUUGCAUUGAAGGGUAGGGUAUGUAUUGGUAUUCAUCUGUGAUUACUAUUGAGUUUAAAAUAGGUUUAUAUAGCUUUGACAAGCAAAAAUUGUAACUUCUCACCUUUUAUAUUUUAUUUCAAAGUUAUGCUUUUCGUUUUCUUCAAAUCAAGUUGUUGGGGGGUGAAAUUGACCUUAAACAGACAUUGAUACAGCAGUAGUUCAUAAAAUGCAAAAUAUCAUGUGCUAUCAUAUCAUGUACGCUAAAGGGUGAAUUUGUGAGACUGGUGAGUGAAAUCACCAACACCAAACUGGCCUUUUCUGUUCUCUUCUGAAAAUAAUGACAAUAAACCAUCUGGUUUAUUGUCAUAUUAUAUUUGGGAGGUCUGAUAUGGUGUAUCUACAGUGCCAUUUGAAAAUUUUCCCCAAAGUUACUGUCUCUUGAUAUACAUGUCAUAAAAUUCAGAAAAUUGAACUGGUACAGCUGCAUGGAGAAUUAUUCAACUCUGUGGUAUAGUGAGUACUUGUAUGUAUUUUUGCAAAAUUUCAAACUUUGGUUAUGGAAAGAAGCACCUGCAUAACAUGAACCAAAUUAUCAAAUUCUCGACAAGACAUAGCUUUUGAUUUAAUAAACAUUAGGAAUCGAGUUCUUUCUUGGAUGAACAGAAAUGGUUGAUUAAGUAAAUUAAUGUCAUAUCAUACCUUUCUAUGUUGUUCAUUCACGUUAUAAGGACAUAACAUGCCUUAAGUACAUACAAUUCAUAGUAUGUCAAGCAGCAUUACUACUUUUCAAAAAUGUGAUUUAAGAAAUAAUAUUCAAGUGAAAAUUUCCUCCAGUAAAUUUGUACAUGGGUUGUACCUGAGAUUCAAUUCCAAUUCCUGUCAAAAUUAAUUAAAAUUUUAGAUAAUGAUCAAGUUAUUCUUGAAUGUUUACAAAUGAUGCUCCUCACAGGAUUGAAAAUAAAAUAAUUUGCUCAAUUAUUCAUGCAUGUAUCUUUUCAUGCAUGAAUGAACAUGAUUCCUUAUGUUGAUUCUAUCAAAGGCUAUUUUCUUGCCUUUAAUUUAAUAGAUAAUAUGGUUGAUGUUAGAUAUAGUAUGCGUUUCAUUCCAUAACCAAAACUUGCAAAAAUAUGUACUUAUACUAUGAGGUUGAAUAUUUCUGCAUGCAACUGUGUAUCAUGUUACAGAAUACGAUAUGAUAGACUGCUGCACCAAUUUCUGACAUGCUGACUUGCAGCAGCCAAUGUCGCUGAGAAGGGGUAAUCCACCCAGCUAUCCCACCCCUGUCUUUAUUAGCUGUUUUUAAUUGUACCAGAAUUAUCAGGAUAGUUAGUUUUAAAGAAAAUAGAAGAGGAUAAUAAAUUUAGAGGAAAUAUGUUUUUCAGACACUUCAACUGGAUUUAUUAUGGAGAUGGGUAGUUGGGAUUUGGGGGGCAACUUGGAAAAAACUGAUCAUCACCCUGAAAAGCGAGUUGAUGGGCAGUAAGUGAUGGAAAAUGUUUUUAAAUUUGAUAAAGUUUUAGUUAUCCUUUGUUAUACCUGCCUUUGUUUUCUCUUAUCUCGGAAAAAAAUUGUUCCACUGGAUAAGGGUUGACCUGACCCUGCAAGGUCUGCCAUUUGUCACUUUUAUGUUUCAAUAAUUAAAAUUUUGGUUCUUUACCAAUUGCAUUUCAGUA